AAGUUAACCAAUGAAAUGUUUAUUUACUUCCGGUGAAGAGUUCAGCUGCAUUGCUGUAUCUGAAUGAUAACGUAGUGGAGAUAAAGUUUAUUAAAUACCCCAACAUCUCAUAACAACUGAGGAUAACCUCAAUGAAGGCAAGGACAAAGAUGGAGUCCAAUGAGGAGGGGGGCCUCAGUGUUGGGGGCUCUAUGGGAGAGGAGAACUACUUCUUGGGAUACACCUUCACUGACCGCUCCCACUCGAGCAGAGUGGUGAAGAGCAUCAUGGACCUGUGUCUGGAGGACGGCCUGUUUGCUGAUGUCACCAUCACCGUGGACAGCAAAGAGUUUCACCUGCAUCGGCUGGUGCUCUCAGCACAGAGCAGUUUCUUCCGCUCCAUGUUCACCUCCAACCUAAAAGAGUCCCACAACCGUACUAUUGAACUGAAGGAUGUCAGUGCCACUGUCUUUCAGCUGCUGAUUGACUACAUCUAUCAUGGCAUGAUUAAACUGAGGGUGGAAGAGCUGCAGGACACCUAUGAGAUGGCAGACAUGUACCAGCUCACUGCUCUGUUCGAGGAAUGCUCCCGCUUCCUCUCACGAACAGUGGAGGUCAAGAACUGCCUGCAGGUGAUGUGGCUUGCAGACAGACACAGUGACCAAGAACUGUAUACUGCUGCCAAACAUUGUGCUAAAAAUCACCUGGCCCAGCUGCAUCAGACUGAAGAAUUUCUCAAUCUGCCUCUUUGUCUCCUCCUGGACAUUAUCAAAGAUGGCGUUCCAAGCUCCCAGAAUCCAAAAGUGGCAAUUGACUCAUGGAUAAACCACAACAAGGUGGAGAGGGAAGAGUUUUCUUGUAUCCUCCAAGAAAAUCUCAAGGAAAUCGGUGAGAAUGUCCACAUUUACUUGAUUGGGAAAGAAGAGACGAGGACCCACUCCCUGGCUGUGUCGCUUCACUGUGAUGAGGAUGAUGCGAUCAGUAUAAGUGGCCAGAACAGUUUAUGCCAUCAGAUCACUGCAGCAUGUAAACAUGGUGCUGACCUGUAUGUGGUGGGGGGCUCUAUUCCCCGCCGCAUGUGGAAGUGUAACAUGCACACCAUGGACUGGGAGCGCUGCGCCCCACUGCCUCGAGAUCGCCUCCACCACACCAUGGUCUCAGUCUCCAGUGAAGACGCGAUCUACUCACUAGGAGGGAAGACGCUGCAGGACACACUCUCUAAUGCUGUCAUCUACUACACAGUGAAGGACAACAUGUGGACAGAGACCAGCCAGCUGGACACUGCCGUAUCAGGGGCUGCUGGAGUUAACCUGGGAGGUACCAUCUACCUGCUUGGAGGAGAGGAGAAUGACAUGGACUUUUUUACUAAGCCAUCCCGUCUCAUUCAGUGCUUUGACACCUCCACUCAGAAGUGCCAGAUCAAACCUUACAUGUUGCCCUUUGCGGGCUGCAUGCAUGCAGCUGUCCACAUGGAUGUGAUCUUUAUUGUAGCAGAAGGAGACUCCCUGGUGUGCUACAACCCUCUGCUGGAGAGCUUCACCCGCCUGCGCUUCCCUGAGGUCUGGAGCUGCAUUCCUUCACUGUGGAAGGUGGCCAGCUGUAACGGCUGCAUUUACGUCUUCAGGGACAAGUGUAAAAAAGGCGAUGCAAACACGUUAAAGUUUAACCCGGCUACAUCCGUUGUUUCCGUUAUCAGAGGCAUAAAAAUCCUUCUCACAAACUGGCAGUUUGUUUUGGCUUAAACUGUCUUCUGGCCCACACACUAACUGCAGAGAAUCAGGCAAGACUGUUGGAUAACUUAGCUUGACUCCACUGUUCAGACAUUCCGGGAGGAGACCUGGUCUUAAAGUAUUUAUUCAGCUGGUUUCUGUGUUACUCAUUUCAUGCAAACUCCAGCACCCCACCAGUAAAAACUGUUGAGUGGUGUGCAUCACUUUGCUUGUAUAACGGUGUGUCUCAUGUGGAUCCCUUAGCUGAGAAGUCAAACAAUAUGUGGUGAUGCUGUAACCAGUGAUGAACUAAUCAGCAUUGUUUCCUGUGCACUGCUUGAUGUUUGACACACAUGAACAACUUCAGUGUAAAGACUUUUGCUGAACAUGAAACAUCCUUCAGUAUAUCAUAUCAUGAUGUUGUAGGCUGAAUAUUCUCAGAUGUUAUAUUUUAAGUUAGUGUUCAUAAACAUAAUUACAGGGGAUGUUUUCUAAUGUUUAAAUUUUUCC
Monopterus albus (swamp eel) is the source of this 2198-nucleotide messenger RNA. It is a transcript of the gene kbtbd4, whose product is annotated as kelch repeat and BTB (POZ) domain containing 4. The record is from RefSeq and is a predicted model, not a curated record. Bases 132 to 1721 code for a protein of 529 amino acids. The transcript has 6 exons. Gene Ontology annotation, molecular function: protein binding. Lineage: Eukaryota; Metazoa; Chordata; Actinopteri; Synbranchiformes; Synbranchidae.